CGACACCCGAUCCCGACGCGGUGUAGCCGACACCCCACUGUAGCCCGCACGCUAGUCCGCGACGGCGGUAAUCAAACGUAACGCGCGGCACUUAACCGAUUGACGGCUCUAUUAAACGUUUAUCGUUGGCGCGUAAUACUGAAAAAACACUGAAUAUAAUACAUAAUUAUAUACGCGUGUCUGUACGCACAUCGCGUAACUAUACAUCUAUCUGUAUAUAAAUAUAUAUAUAUACAUUAGUACCUACGUAGGAUAAAUCGAUUUUUAAUAAUUUUUAUAAUUUCUCUAAUAUAAUAUCAUCACAAGUAGUGUUCGCUGUCGUACCGAAGACAAAUACGGUUUUAACGACAAAACAAAACCGACAAUGACGAUUCCGGCCGUAUGUUGAACGCCGCCGUAGCUGUCCUAUUGCACCAGACCACACACAUUGCAUAGUACCCACGUUCAAGUCCGCAGAAACCGAUGAAAUUGGACGGACGACUCGGCGGGACGACGUGCGACGGCGGCGGUGCUGUUUACGGUGCAUCAGCGGGUCUCGGCGACAACGACGACCGCACGGAACGGCCACCGACCUCCGCCGCCGCCGCCACAGCCGCGGUGGAUGAGCGCGGCUUGACGUCGCCGCGGGAACAGUGCGAUUGCGACUCCGACGCCCGUGGACAGGCGAUGGCCACCUGCACGGCGGCUGGUUCCGCUGCCGUGCCGAAGACGUCUACCGUCGGUUCGUCGCUGUUUACCAUCGACAGCAUACUCGCUCCGUCCAGGUCGUCCGACAUGUCGGCGGUCACUGCGGCCUCUGGCCGCAACAACGUAACCGCGGCCACGGCGGCGGCCACCGGGUUCUUCAAGCAGCCGUUGAGCUUUGGACACCUGGCUGCCGCCGCAGCCGCGUCCGGAUACGCGCACUCCACCGCCGCAAACUUCUUAGUUGCCGCGGCUGGUUACCAAAGCAUCUAUCCCAGUUACAUGAUGGCCAUGGCGGUGACGGGGGGCCACGGGGCCGCUGGAGGCCAUCAUCACGGUCCCGCGUCCAUGUUCGCCGGCCCACCCGCCAAGAGAAAGAGAAGGCACCGGACCAUAUUCACCGAGGAACAGCUCGAACAGUUAGAAGCGACUUUCGAGAAGACGCAUUACCCAGACGUGGUUCUCAGGGAGCAGUUGGCGCUGAAGGUGGACUUAAAAGAAGAACGAGUCGAGGUGUGGUUUAAAAAUCGUCGGGCAAAAUGGAGAAAACAAAGACGCGAAGAACAAGAUAGACUGAGGAAAAUGCAACAUCAUCUAGUGGAUCAGCCUGGAGUGUCUAAUGGGCUAGCAGCUGCAGUGGCGGCAGCCGCGGCUAGGGGGGGUGAUCCCAUGCGGUUAGUUCAUCUGCACGUGGACGAAGAAGAACUCGAAGAAGAUCCCGAUUCUUCAGACUUAGAAGUUGCUUGAGUAAAUUCUAUCGACUGAAUAAAUGAUUGUUUGUCUUUUUUGUACAUCUAAGCUCUUGAGGAGCUGGUUUUUUUUUUUGUUAACCCGGAACGAUGCAUAUAUGUAUAUUUUUAAGAUGUGUUUUGAUAUUUUAAAAGCGUUUCUUUAAACCAAUAAUGAUAAUCAGUAAAAUUCGUUUUUUUAUUGAUAAUAUUGAACUCCUGAAUGGCUAAAAAUAUCAUAAU
Molecule: messenger RNA, 1655 nt
Organism: Myzus persicae (green peach aphid)
Lineage: Eukaryota; Metazoa; Arthropoda; Insecta; Hemiptera; Aphididae
Product: homeobox protein goosecoid-like
Exons: 3
Coding region: 463-1431 (322 amino acids)
Biological process (GO): regulation of transcription by RNA polymerase II
Cellular component (GO): nucleus
Molecular function (GO): RNA polymerase II cis-regulatory region sequence-specific DNA binding; DNA-binding transcription factor activity, RNA polymerase II-specific
Source: RefSeq, a predicted model, not a curated record